Molecule: messenger RNA, 1903 nt
Organism: Episyrphus balteatus (marmalade hoverfly)
Lineage: Eukaryota; Metazoa; Arthropoda; Insecta; Diptera; Syrphidae
Product: glucose dehydrogenase [FAD, quinone]-like
Exons: 2
Coding region: 1-1860 (619 amino acids)
Molecular function (GO): oxidoreductase activity, acting on CH-OH group of donors; flavin adenine dinucleotide binding
Source: RefSeq, a predicted model, not a curated record
AUGAUAUUUUUUCUUUCGCCACAUAUUGGAAAGACUCAAAUAGUUAAUCUGCUUGUAGAUCUUCUUGCCCUUGGAAUAGAUACUGUGAAUUUGAUCUUAAACCUCUUUAAAGUAACUUACAAUAUUUUUCCUUCUUCAGUGCCACGUCAAAAUGGAAUCUAUGACUUCAAAAUUGUUGGAGCUGGACCAGCAGGUUGUGUUUUAGCAAAUCGUCUAUCUGAAAAUCCCAAUUGGACAGUUUAUCUACUCGAAGCUGGAGGUAGUGAGAAUUUCCUCCAUGAAGUUCCAGCUUUUGUGUCUGUCUUACAAAAGACAAACUCAAAUUGGGAUUAUAAAUCCGUUCCACAAAAAAACGCCUGUUAUGGAAUGUAUGGCAAAGUUUGUGGCCUUCCUAGAGGAAAAGUCUUGGGUGGAACAAGUUCUAUCAAUUUUAUGAUUUACAAUCGUGGAAAUCGUCGUGAUUUUGAUCGUUGGGCUGAAAAUGGAAAUAUAGGUUGGUCUUAUAAUGAAGUAUUGCCAUUGUUCAAACGUAUCGAAGCAGCAAAUCUUGAAGGUUUUGAAUAUUCAGAUUAUCACAAUACAACUGGACCACUUAGUGUUGAAGCUGUUUCAUUUCGAACUGAAAUUGUUCAUGCUUAUGUGAAUGGUGCUCAACAAGCUGGUUAUCGAUUGAAUGAUUAUAAUGGUCAAUCACAAAUUGGUGUGUCGUUUGUUCAAGCUAGUACUUUAAAUGGCCAUCGACAUAGUGCUUCGAAGGCUUAUUUGGAGCCAGUUAAGAAGAAACGAAAAAAUCUUCACGUAUUGACAUUUGCACUGGUAACCAAGAUUCUUAUUGAUCCAAAGACAAAUUCAGCUUAUGGAGUUGAAUUUCUUCACAAAGAACGAAAAUAUACAAUUCGAGGUAGAAAAGAGGUGAUUCUUUCAGCUGGAGCUUUCAAUUCUCCGCAGUUACUUAUGUUGUCCGGAAUCGGUCCUAAAGAAGUUCUUUCUCCAAUCGGAAUACCGCAAAUCAAAGAAUUACCAGUUGGUAAACGUUUAUUCGAUCAUAUGAGUUUUGUUGGUCCUCUAUUUACAGUCAAUACAACAAAACAAACUCUAUUUUUAAACCGUAUAACUCCUGUGGAUCUUGUUAAAUUUAAAACCGGUGAUGGUUCUACAAUCCUCUCAUCAAUUGGAGGUGUUGAAGCAUUGACAUUUAUCAAAACACCAAAUUCCAAUGAACCAGCUGAUUUUCCAGAUGUUGAAUUGAUACUGAUUUCAACCAGUUUAGCUGGUGAUUAUGGAACAGGUUUUAAAGAAGGUGCUAAUUUUCGUGACGACAUUUAUGACAAAAUGUUUAAACCUCUUGAAAAUAAGGAACAUUUUGGAUUUCUAAUUACACAUUUCCAUCCACAAUCUAUGGGUCGUUUGUGGUUAAAAAAUAAUAAUCCAAAAAUACCACCAAUAAUUGAUCCGCAAUUUUUUGAAAUACCAGAAGAUGUUGAAUAUAUACUUGAAGGUGUCAAAGAAGCUAUUCGUAUAACAAAGACUUCAGCAAUGCAAAAAAUUGGUGCAACUUUGUAUAGAAUUCCAACACCAGGAUGUGAAAGUAUUACUUUUGCAUCGGAUGAUUAUUGGAGAUGCUCGAUUAGAACCUUAUCGUAUACAUUGCAUCAUCAAGUGGCAACAUGUAAAAUGGGACCCCAGAGUGACCCAACAUCGGUUGUAAGUCCUCAGUUGAAGGUGCAUGGGAUAAGAAAGUUGAGAGUUGUUGAUACUUCGAUUAUACCAUUUCCACCAACGUGUCAUGUUAAUGCUGCUUCUUUUAUGAUUGGAGAAAAAGCUUACGAUAUGAUUAGGGAUGAGUGGUCCGGCAGAUGAAUUGAAGUGUUGUUGUUUAUUUAUUCCUUUAAAUAAGAAAGAA